AUGCAUUCCAGACCAUACGAAUCCGUCAAUCUCGACGACAUCCUAUUCGGCGCCGGUGCUGGCUUCGACCUACGCAAUGUCAUGUCACUACCAGGGCUGGGUCUGCCAGGUCUUGGACUCGAAGAGCCGUCCGAGCAGCCUCAGACCACCGAGACAACGCAACAGGAGCUGUCAAGUGGCUCAGAGUGGAGAUUCGAGGUCGCAUUUGGCAAAUGCGUCAAAGUCAGGCUACUGAAUGGCACAGCCGAGAUAUUUGGCACUGAACUCAUAGAAGGCCCGACAUACACCUUCACCGGCACCAAGGCUGCAAUAUUUACCCACCAUGGCUGCACCCUCGAAAUCAGCAAUGACGCCCCUCAAAGCGAAUACUCUGCCGAGGAAACACCCAUGGCCGAAUAUGUCAAUGUACAUUUCGCCCUAGAGACUCUGCGCAACGAAGCGCAAGCACGAGGCAGAGAUGGACCACGCGUGCUCGUCCUCGGCCCCUCGAACGCUGGCAAAACCAGCCUGCUCAAAACCCUUACCGCCUAUGCCAUCAGACUCGGUCGCCAGCCCAUAAUUGUUAAUCUAGAUCCAGAGGAAGGCGUCCUCAGCCUCCCAGGAACAUUGACAGCAGUCGCCAUCAGAGCGCUUCUCGACGUCGAAGAAGGAUGGGGUAGCAGUCCCAUGUCAGGACCUUCUGCCAUCCCCGUCAAACUUCCCCUCGUUUACAACUACGGCUUGUCCGACCCGGUCGCCGACGACAAAUCAGCCGCUCACUACAAGGCAGUCCUCUCCAAACUUGCCCUCGCCGUCUCGGGCAGACUUUCAGAAGACCCGUUAGCCAAAGAAGCAGGCGUCUUAAUUGACACGCCAGGCACUCUCGCAAACACAACCAAAUCGCUGGCAUCUAACAUAAUCCAACACAUCGUCUCCGAGUUCUCCAUCUCUCACGUCCUGAUCCUCGGCUCCGAACGCCUGUAUAGCGAUAUCCUCCGCCGAUUCGAAAACAAACCCACAUCCUCCACCACUAGCAACCACCAUCACAACGAGACAAUCACCGUCGCCAAACUCUCCAAAUCAGGCGGCUGCGUUGACCGGGACAUGGCAUUUAUGCGCGCCUUCCGCGCCGCCCAGAUCCGAGCCUACUUCUUCGGCACCGGCCACCUGACGAAUGGCAUCACCCUCUCUCCACGUCAACAACAGGUCGAGUUUAACCAGCUAGCCAUAUAUCGUCUCCUGAUCGGCGACGGAGACCCCACAAACGCAAGCGUGUCAGCCGACCUCUUCCGUCCAGGAGGCCAAGACGACGAGAACGACGAAGAUGAAGAUAUCUACAACCCUACAACAAACCACUCCCUAAAAUCCCAGCACGCAGCAGCAGCAGCAACAGAAAGUGGGGACGGAACCAUCUUCCAACGGCUCACCUCGCCCACACCAGCCCUCCAAUCACACAUCCUAGCCAUCAUGAACGCGGAUCCCGAUGCCACAGAAGAAGACAUCCAAACGAGCGGCGUGAUCGGCUUUCUAUACGUGGCGGAGGUGGAUGAGGCGAGGGGGAGGGUGCCUAGACGGGCGAUUGUGUGGAGUAGGGGGUGGCCGGAGGUGGUGGUGGGUAUUGUAUAG
Messenger RNA from Endocarpon pusillum Z07020, 1605 nucleotides. RefSeq lists its product as uncharacterized. Gene Ontology annotation, biological process: tRNA splicing, via endonucleolytic cleavage and ligation. The record is from RefSeq and is a predicted model, not a curated record. Gene Ontology annotation, molecular function: polynucleotide 5'-hydroxyl-kinase activity. The coding region runs from base 1 to 1605 and encodes 534 amino acids. NCBI's taxonomy places the organism in Eukaryota, Fungi, Ascomycota, Eurotiomycetes, Verrucariales, Verrucariaceae. The transcript has 2 exons. Gene Ontology annotation, cellular component: nucleus; mRNA cleavage factor complex.